AUGCAUUCACGAUUGUUAGCCCGAAGUGUGGGUAAUGUGUCGAUGGCGGCAUCUGGAGCUGAAGGCGAAGUUACAGCAGCGUCACGAUUACAGAAUACCAUCGACAUGCUGAAGAAAGCCAGCAAUCCCGACUUGACUCAAUGCUCCCUUUACGACGAUCCCGGAAGUCCAUGUGGUGAAAAAAUGCGACGACGUGGAGCUGUUCAGAAAAAGGUUGAACGCUAUCAUCCUCGACAUCGAACCGCCCGAAACCAAACCAGCGAGGAGAGUGACAGCAACGGCAGUGACGCAAGCCCUCUGAAUCAGAGCUUGAAUCGACGGCUACUGUCGUCUGGCAAUAACAGGUCAGUCUCCGCGGUAGAGACAUCAGGUCGGCUUGGUGGUAUGGCUUCUAGACGACUGUUCGACCAACAACGAUAUGGUGCCGCUCCAUCGUCCACCACUACGGCUUCUCCAAGGAGAACUCAAAACUAUUUGGCACAAAAAAUGGCUGGGUAA
Molecule: messenger RNA, 498 nt
Organism: Ostertagia ostertagi
Lineage: Eukaryota; Metazoa; Nematoda; Chromadorea; Rhabditida; Trichostrongylidae
Source: the annotation of a GenBank genome assembly